Cyphellophora europaea CBS 101466 is the source of this 1110-nucleotide messenger RNA. Its product is annotated as cell differentiation protein rcd1. The transcript is spliced from 4 exons. Gene Ontology annotation, cellular component: P-body; CCR4-NOT core complex; CCR4-NOT complex. NCBI's taxonomy places the organism in Eukaryota, Fungi, Ascomycota, Eurotiomycetes, Chaetothyriales, Cyphellophoraceae. The record is from RefSeq and is a predicted model, not a curated record. Gene Ontology annotation, biological process: mRNA catabolic process; negative regulation of translation. The coding region runs from base 1 to 1110 and encodes 369 amino acids.
AUGCUGCAAGCUCAGCAUCCCUAUCAGUCACAAUACUCCCAGACAGCCGAUACUUGGCAGCAACAUGGGAACCAACAUAACCCCCAUCAAGGUUUGAACCACGCCCAACAGCAAGCCCAGACAGCCCAGCAGCACUACACGCGCAUUGCAGUCAAUCAGAACAAUACGCCGAGGGAAAACAACAGCAACAACCAAACCACAAACACUUCCCUUGGAGCCAUGAACGAUCAGAGCGGUAAUGGCGUUGAUCAAAUGUCCGAGGAGAACCGCCGGGUACUGCAGUGGGUAGCAGACCUCAUGGAACCCUCCCGAAGAGAGACUGCUCUUAUGGAGCUCAGCAAGAAGCGGGAGCAGGUCCCUGAAUUGGCUUUGGUUCUGUGGCACAGCUUUGGUGUCAUGACUAGCCUGUUGCAAGAGAUCAUCUCGGUCUACCCGUUGUUGAACCCUAGCCAGCUCACUGCUGCAGCCAGCAACAGAGUGUGCAAUGCUCUAGCUCUCCUACAAUGCGUUGCUAGUCACAACGAGACGCGCGGGCUGUUCCUGAAUGCGCACAUUCCUCUCUUCCUUUAUCCCUUCCUCAACACCACCUCCAAGUCAAGACCAUUCGAAUACCUUCGUCUCACCUCAUUGGGUGUAAUUGGCGCCUUGGUGAAGAAUGAGCCCAAUAAUUCCUCGCCUACUAUAACGUUUCUCCUCACCACCGAGAUCAUUCCGCUCUGUCUUCGUAUCAUGGAGACAGGCAGUGAGCUGUCUAAAACGGUGGCGAUAUUCAUUGUGCAAAAGAUCUUGCUCGACGAUACCGGCCUCGGCUAUAUCUGCGCCACUUACGAGCGCUUCUAUGCGGUGGGUACGGUGCUCAGCAAUAUGGUUGUGGGCCUCGUCGAGACUCAAACGGUGCGCUUACUCAAGCACGUCGUCCGUUGUUUCUUAAGACUCAGCGACAAUAACCGCGCUCGCCAGGCUCUACGACAAUGCUUGCCUGAGCCUCUGCGUGACGCGACUUUCUCCAACGUCCUGCGUGAUGAUGCCGCUACGAAACGAUGCCUGGCGCAACUGCUCAUUAACCUGAGCGACACUGUCACCGACACACAAAACGACCAGUUUGAGUGA